Klebsormidium nitens is the source of this 1207-nucleotide messenger RNA. The record is from the annotation of a GenBank genome assembly. NCBI's taxonomy places the organism in Eukaryota, Viridiplantae, Streptophyta, Klebsormidiophyceae, Klebsormidiales, Klebsormidiaceae.
CUAGGUGGGGCAAAACCAAAGCCUGAGGGUUUGCAAAAGCUGUUCGCAAGCAGCAAGGUCCAAGAGGAGCAACAUGGCGGUCACAGCGUGCGCUUUGGAAAGGGGGGCGUGCCUCUCGAUCGAAUGUGCCCGGCCCGCCAUCAGGGACAGAUGUGCGUCGGCGCAUUGUGCACCACUGGGCUUGCAAAGUGGCCUACGGAAGCAACGGUCUUCGGAUUCCUCCAGUCCUUCCAUCUCAUCCCACGUCGGUUUCGCCCGCACCACCACCCUUUCUCAAGUCUGCUCCCCCUCUAGCAGCACAAGCCAGCAAUGGCUCAAAGCCACUGCACGCGCCAGGCAGACAUCGAGGCUGUCUAUGAUGGCAAAAGAGCAGGUGUUUUUUGACGGGGGGCCGCACUGGGGCGACCUCGCAGUCAACCUCGUGUUUGGGAUCUCGGUGCUGUGGUUGCCCCUCACGGUGGCCGCCGUCGCGAGGGGGCUGCUGGCCAGGUACCGGUUCACCGACCAGCGGGUGACUAUCAUCGGAGGCCUUUCAGGGGAAGACCGACGCGAUUUCAGCUACAAAGACGUGAAAGACGUGAAGUAUGUGCCUAGGUUCUUGGGCGACUGGGGAGACCUCGUCAUCAGCUUGAACAACGGUGACCAGAUCGAGUGCCAAAGGAUACCCAAACAUAAGGAGAUUGCAGCGUUUGUCGAGAAGCAGGCUGCUGCCGCAAAGCCCGGAAACGUUGCUGCAGGGGCAAAGGGACAAUAGCCGGGAAAGUUGCUUCACAGGCAGUUCAAGGGGACCCUCUAAGCCGUGUUGAUCUUGCGAAGGCGAGAUAUCUUGCCGUUGUUCGGAUUGCAAAUCUAGCGGGGCGCUGUUGUGCACAGGCUUUGGCAAGCCUUGUCUCAGUGUGCGGAGUCCUAACAGUUUUGUCCUUUACCAGAACUGAGAAACGUCGUCAAGCUUUGUCCUUCAGGGGAAAUCUAUCAUAGUGGCAAACGCUAUUAACCUGAAUUGUGAGAUCGACUUCAAGCCUUCGAUUACCAGAGUUGGUUGCUUUUGAUUGUUGAAGCAUCUAGGACACCAUGCCUACCAUCGUGCGCACAAUCAGCUGCAAGUCACUCUGCCCUGGCGGCAUGCCAACUGGGAAUGUUGACCACGUACCUAGGACAGGGCCGGGGUUUUGCCAGUCAAGGCUGCCAAUUAAUCGGUGAUCCACGA